Capsella rubella is the source of this 1418-nucleotide messenger RNA. RefSeq names its product DNA-damage-repair/toleration protein DRT111, chloroplastic. The coding region runs from base 93 to 1241 and encodes 382 amino acids. Gene Ontology annotation, molecular function: RNA binding. Gene Ontology annotation, cellular component: precatalytic spliceosome. The record is from RefSeq and is a predicted model, not a curated record. Gene Ontology annotation, biological process: mRNA cis splicing, via spliceosome. Lineage: Eukaryota; Viridiplantae; Streptophyta; Magnoliopsida; Brassicales; Brassicaceae. The transcript is spliced from 2 exons.
AAAAUUAAAAGACCUAAUUUUGAACAGAUCUUUUCAAUUGAAAGGGAACAGUGAAAUCAAGAGCUGAAAUUUUCUUACCGGCGGCGAAAAAUAUGCUUGGUGGAUUAUACGGAGACCUUCCUCCACCGUCCGACGAUGAGAAACCCAGCGGCAACUCCUCCUCCGUCUGGUCAAGCAGUAACAAAAUGGCUCCACCCACUCUUCGCAAACCACCGGCUUUUGCUCCGACUCAAACAAUCCUAAGACCUCUGAACAAACCCAAACCUAUCGCCUCGUCGCAGUACAAACCUCCUCCUUCUUCUUCUUCCUCGCAAUUGGUGAUUACUCCAGCGAACGAAUCAGCACCUUCGCAGCCAGCAUUGGUCGGUAUGACUUCAUCGGUGAUUGAAGAGUACGAUCCGGCGAGACCUAACGAUUACGAUGAGUAUGUAAGGGAGAAGAAGCGGAAAGUUAUGGAAGCUGAGAUGAAGCGAGAGCUGGAUAAGAGAAGGCAAGAGGAAGAGGAAAGAGAGAAGAGAGAAAGAGAAGAGAGGGAGAAGGAGAGGGAAAGAGAUAACAGUGAUCCGUCUCGAUUGAAUAUCUCAGGUGAGGAAGCGUGGAAGAGGCGCGCCGCUAUGAGUGGUGGAAGCGUUGGGAAGCGAAGAUCUUCGUCUCCUCCGGGGAAUGUUGACGGAUUUAGUAUAGGUAAAUCGGAGACGAGUGGGUUAGGAGUUGGAGCAGGUGGGCAGAUGACAGCUGCUCAGAGGAUGAUGGCGAAGAUGGGAUGGAAACAAGGACAAGGGCUUGGGAAAUCAGAGCAAGGUAUCACUACGCCAUUGAUGGCUAAGAAGACUGAUCGUAGGGCUGGUGUGAUUGUGAAUGCUAGUGAGAAUAAGUCUGCGGAGAAGAAGGUUAAGAGUGUUAAUAUCAAUGGUGAACCUACCAGGAUUCUGCUUCUUAGAAACAUGGUUGGACCAGGAGAAGUAGAUGAUGAGCUAGAAGAUGAGGUGGGAGGCGAGUGUGGCAAAUACGGUACAGUUACUCGUGUACUGAUAUUCGAGAUCACUGAAAAGGACUUCCCGGUACACGAAGCAGUCAGAAUCUUUGUUCAGUUUUCAAGACCCGAGGAAACAACUAAAGCCCUUGUGGAUCUCGAUGGGAGAUACUUUGGAGGAAGGACAGUGCGUGCAACGUUCUAUGACGAGGAGAAAUUCAGUAAGAACGAGUUGGCUCCAGUUCCAGGAGAGAUUCCAGGCUAUUAGAAAGUCCCAAGAAACAAACAGCAUCUUCUUCUAUAACAGAUUCUUGAUAGAGAAAGAAACCAGAGAUGAGGUUUUGAAAACAUUUGUAAAGUACUUAGAAACUUUUGGGAUCUAUCUGUUUUUAUUGUUGUUUAAAGUAGCUUCGUUCAUGAUCAAGAAAUGUUCCUCUUCUUCUAA